Molecule: messenger RNA, 4116 nt
Organism: Mesoplodon densirostris (Blainville's beaked whale)
Lineage: Eukaryota; Metazoa; Chordata; Mammalia; Artiodactyla; Ziphiidae
Gene: PTPRO
Product: protein tyrosine phosphatase receptor type O
Biological process (GO): podocyte differentiation; negative regulation of canonical Wnt signaling pathway; axon guidance
Cellular component (GO): glutamatergic synapse; plasma membrane; GABA-ergic synapse
Molecular function (GO): Wnt-protein binding; cadherin binding; protein tyrosine phosphatase activity
Source: RefSeq, a predicted model, not a curated record
AUGAUUCUUAGUGAGAGCAGUGCUGGUGAGAUGACAGGAGUAGAAGCCACACCAGAGUGGUUUGAAGAGUCAGCAGAUGGUAAAAACAGAAUGGAGACAGAGUCUACGCAACCCUUUGGAAAAUAUUGCCAUGAAGGGGCAGUGAUGAAACAUCAAGAGAAAGAAAAGAUAGCAGCUGAGAGCAUGAAUGAUUCAGUGAAGGUAGAAGGUGAAAUCAAAGCAUUGAAAAGGUCUGUAGGGCAGAGAGCUGCAGGACUGAAAACAGCAGCACCUGGCACGUUCCUAGAGGUCCCAGGGAGCAGAAAGCGGAAGGGAGCUGGCGCGGGGGGUCUGCACAGGCAGCAUGCGCCCGCCGGGAGCAGCCUCGGCGCCCAAGGUCUGAGGCUGCAGCCCCCGUUCGCCAUUGUGAGCCGCCGGGGGAGCCAGCCGGCGCCACCGUCCCCCCGGGUCCCCGUCCACGCCGCGAUGAGGCACCUGCCCGCGAGGACGCGCGGCGGCCGCCGCCUCCUGCCUCUGCUCUGGCUCUUUGUGCUGCUCAAGAAUGCUGCAACAUUCCAUGUAACUGUCCAAGAUGAUAAUAGCAUCGCUGUCUCUUUAGAAGCUUCAGAUGUCACGAGUCCAUCAUCUGUGUAUGUGGUGAAGAUAACUGGUGAAUCAAAAAAUUACUUCUUCGAAUUUGAGGAAUUCAACAGUACUUUGCCUCCUCCCAUUAUCUUUAAGGCCAGUUAUCACGGCCUGUAUUAUAUAAUCACUCUGGUAGUGGUAAAUGGAAAUGUGGUUACCAAGCCAUCCAGAUCAAUCACUGUGUUAACAAAACCUCUUCCCGUAACCAGUGUUUCAAUAUAUGACUAUAAACCUUCUCCUGAAACAGGAGUCCUGUUUGAAAUUCAUUAUCCAGAAAAAUAUAACGUUUUCACAAGAGUAAACAUAAGCUACUGGGAAGGUAAAGACUUCCGGACAAUGCUAUAUAAAGAUUUCUUUAAGGGAAAAACAGUAUUUAAUCACUGGCUGCCAGGAAUAUGUUAUAGUAAUAUCACCUUUCAGCUGGUAUCUGAGGCAACUUUUAAUAAAAGCACUCUUGUGGAGUACAGCGGUGUCAGUCAUGAACCCAAACAGCACAGAACUGUCCCUUAUCCUCCUCAAAAUAUCUCAGUUCGUAUAGUAAACUUGAACAAAAACAACUGGGAAGAACAGAGUGGCAGUUUCCCAGAGGAAUCGUUCAUGAGAUCACAAGAUACAAUGGGAAAAGACAAACUCUUCCAUUUUACUGAUGACACUCCUGAAAUUCCCUCUGGCAACAUUUCCUCUGGUUGGCCUGAUUUUAACAGCAGUGACUAUGAAACGACAUCCCAGCCAUAUUGGUGGGACAGUGCAUCUGCGACUCCUGAAAGUGAAGAUGAAUUUGGCAGUGUUCUUCCCAUGGAAUAUGAAAAUAACAAUACACUCAGUGAGACUGAGAAAGCAACGACCAGCUCUUUCUCUUUUUUCCCUGUCCAAAUGAUACUGAGUUGGUUGCCACCAAGACCACCCACUGCAUUUGAUGGGUUCCAUAUUCACAUGGAAAGAGAAGAAAACUUUACUGAAUAUUUGACAAUGGACGAAGAGGCACACGAAUUUGUUGCAGAACUGAAGGAGCCUGGGAAAUAUAAGUUAUCUGUUACAACCUUCAGUUCCUCAGGAUCUUGUGAAAUUCGAAACAGCCAGUCAGCAAAAUCACUCAGUUUUUAUAUCAGCCCUUCAGGAGAGUGGAUUGAAGAACUCACUGAGAAGCCCCAGCAUGUAAGUGUCCACGUUCUAAGCUCAACCACUGCCUUGAUGUCCUGGACUUCUUCCCAAGAAAACUACAACAGCACCAUCGUGUCCGUGGUGUCACUCACCUGCCAGAAACAAAAGGAGAGCCAGAGGCUAGAAAAGCAGUACUGUACUCAGGUGAACUCAAGCAAAUCUAUUAUUGAAAAUCUGGUUCCUGGUGCCCAGUACCAGGUUGUGAUGUACCUAAGAAAAGGCCCUUUGAUUGGACCACCUUCAGAUCCUGUGACAUUUGCUAUUGUUCCAACUGGAAUAAAGGAUUUAAUGCUCUAUCCCUUGGGUCCUACAGCAGUGGUUUUGAGCUGGACCAGACCUUAUUUAGGAGUGUUCAGAAAAUAUGUGGUUGAAAUGUUUUAUUUCAACCCUACAACAAUGACAUCAGAAUGGACAACUUACUAUGAAAUAGCAGCGACUGUCUCCUUGACUGCAUCAGUGAGGAUAGCUCAUCUGUUGCCAGCAUGGUACUACAACUUUCGAGUUACCAUGGUGACAUGGGGAGACCCGGAACUGAGCUGCUGUGACAGUUCCACCAUAAGUUUCAUAACAGCCCCAGUUGCUCCAGAAAUCACUUCUGUGGAAUAUUUCAACAGUCUGUUAUACAUCAGUUGGACAUACGGGGAUGACACUACUGACCUCUCACAUUCUAGAAUGCUCCACUGGAUGGUUGUUGCAGAAGGGAAGAAGAAAAUUAAAAAGAGUGUAACACGCAAUGUCAUGACCACAAUUCUCAGCCUGCCUCCAGGAGAUAUCUACAAUAUCUCCGUAACUGCUUGCACUGAAAGAGGAAGUAAUACCUCCAUGCUCCACCUUGUGAAGCUAGAACCAGCUCCUCCAAAAUCACUCUUUGCAGUGAAUAAAACCCAGACCUCAGUGACUUUGCUGUGGGUGGAAGAGGGAGUAGCUGAUUUCUUCGAAGUCUUCUGUCAACAAGUUGGCUCCAGUCAGGAAAUAAAACUCCAGGAACCGAUUUCUGUUUCUUCUCAUGUCGUGACCAUCUCCAGCCUCCUUCCUGCCACUGCCUACAACUGUAGUGUCACCAGCUUUAGUCAUGACAGCCCCAGUGUCCCUACAUUCAUAGCCGUCUCAACAAUGGUUACAGAGAUGAAUCCCAACGUGGUAGUCAUCUCCGUGCUGGCCAUCCUUAGCACACUGCUAAUUGGAUUACUGCUCAUUACUCUUAUCAUUCUUAGGAAAAAGCAUCUGCAGAUGGCUAGGGAGUGUGGAGCAGGAACUUUUGUCAAUUUUGCAUCCUUAGAGCGGGAUGGAAAGCUUCCAUACAACUGGCGUAGGAGUAUAUUUGCUUUCUUAACCCUGCUACCCUCAUGUCUUUGGACUGAUUAUCUUUUGGCAUUUUAUAUUAAUCCUUGGAGUAAAAAUGGUUUAAAAAAGAGGAAAUUGACUAACCCGGUGCAACUGGAUGACUUUGACGCCUACAUCAAGGAUAUGGCCAAAGACUCUGACUAUAAAUUUUCUCUUCAAUUUGAGGAGUUGAAGUUGAUUGGACUGGAUAUUCCACACUUUGCUGCAGACCUUCCACUGAACCGAUGUAAAAAUCGCUACACAAACAUCCUACCAUAUGACUUUAGCCGAGUGAGAUUACUCUCCAUGAAUGAAGAGGAAGGUGAAGACUACAUCAAUGCCAACUACAUUCCUGGAUACAACUCACCACAGGAGUAUAUUGCCACACAGGGGCCUCUGCCUGAAACCAGAAAUGACUUUUGGAAGAUGGUCCUACAACAGAAGUCUCAGAUUAUUGUCAUGCUCACUCAGUGUAAUGAGAAAAGGCGGGUGAAAUGUGACCAUUACUGGCCAUUCACGGAAGAACCCAUAGCUUAUGGAGACAUCACAGUGGAGAUGAUCUCAGAGGAAGGGCAGGAUGCCUGGGCCUGUAGACACUUCCGGAUCAACUAUGCUGACGAGAUGCAGGAUGUGAUGCAUUUUAACUACACUGCGUGGCCUGAUCACGGGGUGCCCACAGCCAAUGCUGCAGAAAGCAUCCUGCAGUUUGUGCACAUGGUCCGACGGCAAGCGACAAAGAGCAAAGGCCCCAUGAUCGUGCACUGCAGUGCUGGAGUCGGUCGGACAGGAACAUUCAUUGCCCUGGACAGGCUCCUGCAGCACAUUUGGGAUCAUGAGUUUGUGGACAUCCUAGGGUUGGUGUCAGAAAUGCGGUCAUACCGGAUGUCUAUGGUACAGACUGAGGAGCAGUACAUUUUUAUCCAUCAGUGUGUGCAACUGAUGUGGAUGAAGAAGAAGCAGCAGUUCUGCAUCAGUGACAUCAUCUAUGAGAAUGUCAGCAAGUCUUAG